AUAACGGUAACAAAUGAGUUCAAUUUUUUUACCAAUGAAACCCAACACAUUAGACUCUGCAAUUCCAUUCCAACGGCUUUGAAAACUUGCUUCACUCUUCUCCACUAUUCACAACACUCUUCUUCCAGAACCUUCUUCUCAAUCCCCUCUUUCAAUUCUGCUACCUGCAUUCUUCACAAUGAACCUCACAACAACCACAUCGUGCGUUUAUCAGCAUUUUUUACUAAGAGGAAGCUCAAUCUUACUCUUCUUCUCACAACUUUUCUUUCGAGCAAUUUAUCAAACACUAGUGGUGCAUUGUGGAUGGCUCAAGAGUUGGACUUGGAGCUUCAGAGAUACACUGAUCCCAAAGAAAGUUUCAUUCUUCUUAUACCCUCUUCUUGGACUAAGGUUGAUAAAGCUGGGGCAACUGCUUUGUUUCAAGAUGCAAGUAUGGGGAGCAACAACAUUGGGGUUGUCGUGAACCCGGUUCGUCUUGCAAACCUUGGAGACUUCGGGAGCCCCGAGUUUGUAGCUGAUAAGCAUUUACAAGCAGAAAGGCGUAAGGUAAGGUUCUUGUUUCCAUUGCUGGAACUUUCUAUGACCAAUGCAAAAUUUGAGUCAAGUGUUGAUGAUAUUGAUUAGAAGAAUCUCCCUGUACUUGUAGCAUAACAACAUAAGCAAAGGAAGAAUGAAGCUGAAAGAUUUACCUUGGAUUAGUUUAACUCUGUUGUGAACAUCAUUUCGCUAAUACUAAGCGCUAAGACACUAAAGUAUUCCUAUAAUUAUUUAUUUUUAUCCAUAGUAGAUUCUUCGUUGAUCUUUACUUAAUUAAAUCAAAAGUAGCAAUGAUCAAAUUGGUUUCUUGUUGAGAUUGAGGUGUAGAAGUUAACCACUUUUUGUCUAUAUAACAAUUAGGGUAAAAAACAGAAAUAAGCCAAGGGAGAAAAUAAUUUACGUGAAUAAGCCAAAACAAAAACUGCUUCAUGAAUCCACCAACGCACAUAUAUAUGUAGUUCGAACCAGCUUGGUUCGAAUUACACACAAACACACGCACACACUAAUUCGAACCAUCUUGGUUCGAAUUA
This is a messenger RNA of Arachis ipaensis, 1067 nucleotides long. Its product is annotated as psbP domain-containing protein 2, chloroplastic-like. Gene Ontology annotation, biological process: photosynthesis. Gene Ontology annotation, cellular component: extrinsic component of membrane; photosystem II oxygen evolving complex; photosystem II. Gene Ontology annotation, molecular function: calcium ion binding. Lineage: Eukaryota; Viridiplantae; Streptophyta; Magnoliopsida; Fabales; Fabaceae. The record is from RefSeq and is a predicted model, not a curated record.